AUGGCGCGUGCCCUCCUGGUCGCCAGCCUCGUCGGGGCCCGUUGUGCAGUUCCCUUGGCCUCUUCCAGCGACCUCGAGCUGAUGCAGGUGUGGUCCGCUCCGGCACCGUCGAAAGAUGACUUUGGGAGGGAGUUCUUCACGCAUGCUGGCGUGCAUAUCUACCCCCGUGCGCCGAAUGGCCGCCGUACAGGCAAUGGUGAACGUGAGGGAACUGAAGAAAACAAGACGUGGAUGUUCAUGAUGAGGCAGGGUGCUACGGAUGCGGAGCUGCAAAGCGUUAUCCAGGAGCUCCAUCCGACGGCGAUGAAGACCAAUCCGGACAUUGGUGAAGUGCCAUUUGUGGAGGGGCACUUGACUGAAGAUGAACUAAAGACGGUGGUGGAGAAGGUUCAGGAGCUCUACCCAGGGCUUGUGCAGGCAAUCGAAGAGGACUCUCUACGAGACAAGGAUCCCAGAUGUUAUCGAUGA
Molecule: messenger RNA, 468 nt
Organism: Prorocentrum cordatum
Lineage: Eukaryota; Dinophyceae; Prorocentrales; Prorocentraceae
Source: the annotation of a GenBank genome assembly